Messenger RNA from Diatraea saccharalis (sugarcane borer), 2061 nucleotides. The record is from the annotation of a GenBank genome assembly. Lineage: Eukaryota; Metazoa; Arthropoda; Insecta; Lepidoptera; Crambidae.
AUGAGCAAGGUGUAUAUCUUGCUCGCCGUUUGUGGCGUCACACAAAGUCUGUCACUGGGCAGCUACCAGUCUCCCGUGCACUCUUUCUUGAGCAGCAUAGGAUCUCCUUAUGAAAUCAAUGGACCUGGAGCGGAAUUCGCACGUUACAUCUCUUCAGGUUCUGCUGCGCAAAGAUUACCAGUUAAUGGAUUCGGUCUGUCACAACAGUACCAGGAACAAGAAGAUGGAGCUGACCCAAGUUUUAGUAAUCCGCUCCCGCCAGUCCAGACGCCUGCAGCACAAACGUGUAGUGUUCCACCGGCUUCAUGCCCAAAGUCCCGAUAUAGGUCCAUCGAUGGUUCGUGCAAUAACCUCGUGAGACCAACUUGGGGCACACCGGAAAGUGCUUACGGAAGAUUGGUGCCAUACAAGUAUGGAGAUGGUAUUAGUUCUAUACCUAGAGCUGCGUCUGGAGCAGAACUCCCUAAUGCUAGGGAAAUCAGUCUGAGGUUCUUCCAAGAUAGACAACUCAUUGACCCAAUAUGGACUUUGGUCACUAUGCAAUGGGGUCAAAUAAUUACCCAUGAUAUGUCUCUCACGGCUGGGGUGGCACAAACACACAAGGACUUAGUGACGUGUUGUAAUGACAACGGACAGUUGGCACCAAACGCAGCUAGCAAUCCUACUUGUGCACCAAUUUUGAUACCACCCAAUGAUCCAGUACAUGCACCGCAACGUACUCAGUGCAUGAAUUUCGUGAGGACCACUACCACUCUUGCUAGAGGAUGUUCACCGCCAAAUGUACCCGCUGAACCGAUAACGACUGUAACAGCUUUUAUGGACAUGUCACUCGUGUACGGCAGUACUGUUGCACAGGCAACGCCCAUCAGAGCCUUCCAAGGUGGUCGUCUUCUGACCCUACGACGAGGAGGUCGCGAAUGGCCACCACAAGACCCAAAUAUCACUCUCACUUGCGAGUCAGCACAGUCACCCAAUGAACCUUGUUACUUAGCCGGAGAUAUCCGUGUAAAUCAGAGUCCUCAGCUUGCUGUCCUACAAGUUAUGUUGAUGCGUGAACACAAUCGUAUAGCAGACAUCUUGGCGAGCCUCAAUCCCCAAUGGAAUGAUGAAACCAUUUACCAGGAAGCUCGGCGCAUACUUAUUGCCGAAUGCCAAAAAAUCAACUAUUAUGAAUAUUUACCUAUUUUGUUGGGUUUCGAAAACAUGGUAAAAAAUAAACUCCUCUAUCCUGGUGUACAUGGUUAUGUCAAUGAUUACAACCCAAAUGUAGACCCUUCAGUAUUAGACGAGCAUGCUACUGCUGCUUUCAGACACUUCCACACUCUUAUCAGGGGCUUCUUGAAACUGUUUACAGAAGUCAGGUCACUCUUAGGAACUAUUCGUCUCAGUGAUUGGUUCAACCGACCACUUAUACUCGAAAUUAAUACUGCUUUUGACGAUCUGGCUAGAGGUUUCACUGUUCAAGCGCAAGAUUACAGUGACCAGUGGUGGGAUAGUGAAAUCACACAGUUCCUUUUCAAACGUAAUAACACAUUCGGAAGUGACUUACGUGCGAUUGACAUCCAGAGAGGCAGGGAUCACGGUCUCGGGUCUUAUAUAGCAACUAGAGCCGCUUGUGGUUUACCAGUACCGAAAUCUUUCCACGACUUAUUGGACUUUAUAUCUCCAGAGAAUGUGCAAGGCCUACAGAAUACCUAUCAGAGUAUUUUGGACGUAGAUCUGGUAGUGGCCGGAUCUUUAGAACGGAACGUGCCUGGAGCAUUAGCUGGACCUACUUUCCUGUGUAUUCUCACCGAACAGUUCUAUCGUACCAGAGUCGGUGACAGGUAUUUCUUCGAGAACGGCGCCGACCAGGAAAUCGCCUUUACACCAAGUCAGCUCGAUUCAAUUCGUGAAGGAGCAUCCUUGGCGCGGUUGAUUUGUGAUAACACGGAUGGCGUUCGAGCCAUGCAGCUAAACGCUUUCCAGCGGGUCGGUAACAGCAAUCCCUUAGUGAGCUGCGAGGAGUUACCGUCCAUCGAUCUCACACUAUGGCAAGAAAAUAAUUAUGAAAAAAAGUAA